CACACCACUUCCUCGCCUCUUGCAGCUUGUCGGUGUGACAAAGUUUCCCUUCCGCUGGCAGGCUGCUGUCACACAGCCACCAUGUUAUCCCAUUCCCGGUGUCUCACCAGGAAUUUUGGCCGUUCUCUCUCUGCCAUCCGUCAGGGGAAUAAUGUGUUAGCUCGUCGGGCCUCAGGAGCCCUCUCAGUCAACCACUCUGUUACUUUCAACAAAAAUUUAAAAUCUGAUCCCCGGUCCAGCGUCUUCCAGAUCCAGUACUUCAGGACGUCUGUAGCCUACAGAAAUGAAGUCGUCACAGUCAAGACCCCUGCAUUUGCAGAAUCUGUCACAGAGGGGGACGUGAGGUGGGAGAAAGCUGUUGGAGACACCGUCUCAGAAGAUGAGGUGGUGUGCGAAAUUGAGACUGACAAGACUUCAGUGCAAGUUCCCUCUCCUGCUGCUGGAGUGAUCGAGGAGCUUUUGGUUCCUGAUGGAGGAAAAGUCGAGGGAGGAACUCCGCUCUUUAAGCUUCGAAAAGGAGCCGGCGCUCCCAAAGCUGCAGAAGCUCCAAAGGCCGAGGCCCCAGCCGCUGCAGCCCCCCCCCCACCUUCUGCUGCACCUCCUCCACCUCCUCCCCCCACCUCAGCUGUGGGUCCCAUUCCUACUACUAUGCCCCCUGUGCCACCUGUGCCAGCACAUGCUAUGGACUCCAAACCAGUUUCAGCCAUAAAGCCCACUACUGCCACAGCAGCACCAGUGGCCCCAGCAGAGGGUGGAGCUAAAGGUGCCAGGACAGAGAGCAGGGUUAAGAUGAACCGCAUGAGACUGAGAAUUGCCCAGAGACUGAAGGAAGCCCAAAACACCUGCGCUAUGUUGACUACGUUCAAUGAGGUCGACAUGAGUAACAUCUCAGAGAUGAGGAAGUCUUACAAAGAUGCCUUCCUGAAAAAGCAUAACAUCAAGUUGGGUUUCAUGUCUGCAUUUGUGAAGGCUGCUGCCUACGCUCUGGCUGACCAACCUGCUGUCAAUGCCGUAAUUGAUGACACAACCAAAGAGAUUGUGUACAGGGACUACGUCGACAUCAGUGUGGCUGUGGCCACACCAAAGGGUUUGGUGGUUCCUGUAAUUCGAAGUGUGGAGGGAAUGAAUUUUGCUGAUAUUGAGAAGGCCAUCAAUUUGUUGGGAGAAAAGGCCCGCAAGAAUGAGCUGGCUGUAGAAGACAUGGACGGCGGGACCUUCACCAUCAGUAACGGUGGCGUGUUUGGGUCCAUGUUCGGCACACCUAUCAUCAAUCCACCACAGUCUGCUAUCUUAGGCAUGCAUGGCAUCUUUGACAGGCCUGUUGCAGUCGGUGGCAAGGUGGAGAUCCGUCCCAUGAUGUACGUUGCACUGACGUACGACCAUCGCCUGAUCGAUGGAAGAGAGGCCGUCACUUUCCUGCGCAAGAUCAAGUCAGUUGUGGAGGACCCCAGGGUGCUGCUCCUUGACAUGUGAACCUUGUGAACUCCAGGCCCAACCAAACAAACCACCCUACACAAACAGUGGCUGGUCUCACCCGAUGAACAUUACCGUAACUGCAGUUGAUGUAUUUUGUUGUAUUGGUUAACUAGGGAAAAAAAUGAUUUUUUUGGGAAACAGUUGGGUCGUGUGAUGGACGUUUGUAAGGCUGGGAGAGGUGAAAGGUUUGGUGCUGUUGUGUUGAAAUGUCAGGGUCUGGGGUUUCUGUGGUGCUGGUCUUUAGAUCAAAACAGGAUAUUACUUAUGUGGGCCAUAUGUCAUUUUCUACAUACAACAUUUUCAACCUAUUACGAGAUGAAUUGCAAAUAUAGAUAAACUGAAUAGUAUCAUUUUACUAUUUUGGGUGAGAGAAGAACAAUGAGCACAUAUUGGGCCAGAAACCAAGAAACACUAUGUUCUAAAAUGUAAAAAAAAGAAAAAAAACCUCUGGAUUUAUGCCAUCUGUUUCACAAAAAGCUCGAUAUGCUGUGUAAGAAAGACUAUUUAAGAAAAAGAACGUUUUAAAGAAUAAAAGCUGCAUUACUCGACUGUG
Molecule: messenger RNA, 2029 nt
Organism: Acanthopagrus latus (yellowfin seabream)
Lineage: Eukaryota; Metazoa; Chordata; Actinopteri; Spariformes; Sparidae
Gene: dlst
Product: dihydrolipoamide S-succinyltransferase
Exons: 15
Coding region: 82-1473 (463 amino acids)
Biological process (GO): tricarboxylic acid cycle
Cellular component (GO): oxoglutarate dehydrogenase complex
Molecular function (GO): dihydrolipoyllysine-residue succinyltransferase activity
Source: RefSeq, a predicted model, not a curated record